Messenger RNA from Naegleria lovaniensis, 981 nucleotides. RefSeq lists its product as uncharacterized. Bases 1 to 981 code for a protein of 326 amino acids. The transcript has a single exon. Gene Ontology annotation, biological process: proteasome-mediated ubiquitin-dependent protein catabolic process; protein polyubiquitination. The record is from RefSeq and is a predicted model, not a curated record. NCBI's taxonomy places the organism in Eukaryota, Heterolobosea, Eutetramitea, Acrasida, Naegleriidae. Gene Ontology annotation, molecular function: ubiquitin protein ligase activity.
AUGUCUCAACACGAGUCGCUGGUAACCAUUCAUCUUGUUGAUUUUAUAAUUCCAAAUCUUGAUACACUCUAUUCCGACACGCGUUUCACGCUCUUGUUGCUUGUAAAUAAAUUAAGAGCGCCUCUUCGGGUUGGAUUUUCAAAUCGGUUCAUACAUUGUGGACAAAUUCCAUCAGCAAACAAGGAACGUCCAGGUUGUCCCGACGUGAAAAUUUCCUACCAUUUGAAUUGUAUCAUUAUUGUAGAAUAUUAUGAUCAGUGUAUUCAAUUUUAUGAGUUGUACUCAAAACAAAAAUUAUCGGCUUUUAGAACAGUCAAUCCACCACGAUGUUUAUGCGUCGAGGAGAAUUAUGAUGGACAACAGAAUGAUGCUUUAAUAUUUGAUUGUGAUUGUGAUGGUAAUUUAUACAAAUAUGAUGUGAAAGCCUUGAUUCAAAACGGAAAUAACUGUAGUCCCAUCUGGAUUCAAAACGUCCAAGGUGGUCACAUACUUUCUGGAAUUACAAUUAGCAGAAACACUGAAUCAUUUUCGGAGAAAUUCAUUUACGUAGCUAGUUGCGGAAGUGAUAGUGUGAUCAUUUUGAAAGCAAGCAAUGGUCAACAAGUUGGAAAAAUUUCCAAAAUUUCAUCACCUUGUGGUAUUGACAUAACAGAGAAGGGAGAGUUAAUUGUUUCUACAUUGAAUGGCCUAGUUCAGUUAUUUACUCAGCGGGCAUUACAUACUUUUGAGUCGAAAGUCGUCCUUUCCAAAGGCGUUUUUGACUCUCCAAGAGGAAUUUGUUAUGAUCCCGUGGCAAAGACUAUUAUUAUAUGUGAUACCAUGCAUUAUGUAAUGGUAGUAAUGGACUUGGAAGGAAAUAUCUUGAAAUCCUUUGAAGAUCGUAAGAUAUUGAGCUAUCCUUAUGGAGUUUGCGUAAACUCACUGAAUGGAGAACUUUUCAUUUCGAAUUGGUCGUUAGAAGGAGUUCAAUUGUUCAAAUGA